GAUAAACCGGUCAGCGUGAUGGAUGGGUGAGGAAGUCUGACGCUCCGUUUGACCAACUUCAACCAACUUCUAAGCAAAUAUGCCUCAGCCAUUUCACCAAGCAGAAUCCUAUCACUUUUCUUCAUUAAUAAUGCACUGUCAUUGUUUAAAUGAGUUUUUUUAAAGCAUUGUGCUGCAUGUUCCAUUAGCCUAUGUAGUAGAACAGAACACGUAGGCUAUUAAGUUCUUGCUGUAAAAAAGUGCUAAAGAGGUGAGAAAGAAGGACCUAAUGAAGGAAGACUGCUAUGGUAUCAUUGCAUGUUCUUAUCUUAGGUGAACAGCACAGCUCCUCGAGUUCAAUCCAGUAAACUCGCUUCCACGUUUUGGUGGAUACGCUGUUGCGGGAGAGAGAGAGGAGGGGGAGGCGCUCUUGGAUUGGACGCGCCGCGGUUGUCAGGACCGGAGGAGGCUGGGAAGAAGGGACUGUUGUGUUAAGGCCGCCGUGGGAGAGCGCAGCAUACUGUAUUCGAAAAGCGCGAAUGACGGGAGAUUCAGGACAGUUUGAUGUCUGUCUGGAUUAUGACGCCGAGUACACUUGUCCUGACUUGUCGCGACUCCACGCUCCCGGCGCUACAGACACAGCAAAGCCUACUUUCGUCCCUUGACGAGCAGCGCUAGAUACCGAAAAAAGAGCCGAAGCGACGAAGCACUCUUCCCUUCAAGGGAACGGGCUGUGAUGACAACCCAAACGAGGACGGAAUCUAAAUUGACCUGUCUCUGCAUAAUCUGAAACUCUACCGCAAGAGAGAAACUUUGGUUGCCACAAUUGUAGAUGCCACGACAGCCGAUAUUUUAUCAGUCUGCACCGCCGUGUUUGCCAGAGACAUGAGUAGUUACUGGGUACAAUAGAAACCCGAUUGGGUUUAGGACUUAGGACUGAAAAGACCAGUUUGUGAUACUGCGCAGCUUGCUACCCGACAGUACUCUCGUUGUCUCUUAAAUAAAUAGGAUGGACGAAGGCUAUGUGACGAGGAACUGUUUUGUGUCACCGUGUAUUAAGUCUGUUCUGUUUUAGUCUUGGCUGAUGUUGACUGACGGUAUGGUCCAAGCACAUCUACAAUUAUAUGUUUGGUAACUAGCAGCUAAGUCUAUUUUUAACGAACGCCUUUACUAUUGUGUGAAUACAAUGUUGUUACACCAUUUGUAUUAAGAAAAGAAGGCCUCAAGACUCCUUGGACUUGUUACUAGCACUCUCUUGAAACAAUUAACUGUGGCCCAAGUCAGGGCACACAAACUGUAGCCACUCAAAGAUAAAGGUCGUCGUUAACUCAGUGGCCAACACUUAGACCUGGGCUACUGGCUGUAGGUGAGGAGCAAAAGGUGCUGUUCAGACUUCAUGGGUCCUGACGCAACUCAACAUUUCAACGCGCCAGGAGGAAGAUAAGUCGUCACGUCCAGUCCGUGGAUAGUAAAGGAGACGUGGAUGAUUAUCGGAUUAUAAGACUGUGCCAUGCACCAUUUUGGCAAGCAGCUGCUGCCAACAUAGAGGUUGCUCCGCCUCCUGAUUCCGUCCUCUUUGCCCACCCCCAGAGGAUGCUGGGACUGUGUCGUGGGCGCAGGAAGUUCCUGGCCUUCUCCCUCGCCCUGCUCUUCAUCCCAGCACUCACCUGGCUCUACCUCUCCGUCGGCAACUUCCAAGUGAGGCACCUCCCCCUGUCGCCCCUGGAGCCCCAGUCCUCCCCUCUGAUUGGUGGAGGCGGGGAGCGGCAGGCGUUGGAGCUGCGCGUGCGCGAGGUGGAGGAGGAGAACCGCGCCCUGAGGAGGGAGCUCAGCCAGCCUCCCCACAGCCCCUCCCACCCGCACCAAACGGGCCACCAUGGCAACAACGGCUCGGUCCCCAACUCCAGUGAGGACGCCACCAAACACAGUGAUUCUCAGAGGGGUGGCAUCGGGGCCAAUGGCUCUGACUGCAUGCAGCAGCCCGCUGUGGACAAGUGUGAGACAAUCCACUUAGCUAUCGUGUGUGCCGGCUACAACGCCAGCAGGGAUGUCGUGACAUUGGUCAAGUCCGUCCUCUUUCACCGGCGCAACCCGCUGCACUUCCACUUCAUCACAGACUCCAUCGCCCAGCGCAUCCUGGCCUCCCUCUUCCACACCUGGAUGGUGCCGGCCGUGCGGGUGGACUUCUACGACGCCGAUGAGUUGAAGUCUGAAGUGUCCUGGAUCCCCAACAAGCACUACUCGGGCAUCUAUGGGCUCAUGAAGCUGGUGCUGACCAAAGCGCUGCCCUCAGACCUCAAGAAGGUCAUCGUGCUCGACACGGACAUCACCUUCGCCACCGACAUCGCCGAGCUUUGGGCCGUCUUUCACAAGUUCAAAGGGCAGCAGGUUCUGGGUCUGGUGGAGAACCAGAGUGACUGGUACCUGGGGAACCUGUGGAAGAACCAUCGGCCAUGGCCAGCGCUGGGCAGAGGCUUCAACACAGGUGUGAUACUGCUCCUUCUGGAUCGUUUGAGAAAACUCAGAUGGGAACAGAUGUGGAGGCUGACCGCAGAGAGAGAACUAAUGAGUAUGCUGUCCACCUCACUAGCAGACCAGGACAUCUUCAACGCGGUGAUCAAACAGAACCCCUUCCUGGUGCACCAGCUGCCCUGCUUCUGGAACGUUCAGCUGUCGGAUCACACCCGCUCCGAGAAGUGCUACAAAGACGUGGCAGACCUCAAGGUGAUCCACUGGAACUCCCCUAAGAAGCUGCGUGUGAAGAACAAGCACGUGGAGUUCUUCCGGAACCUCUACCUGACGUUCCUGGAGUAUGACGGGAACCUGCUGAGGCGAGAGCUCUUCGGCUGCCCCAGCGAGACCGACCACAACAGCGAGAACCUUCAGAAGACUCUGUCGGAGCUGGACGAGGAUGACCCGUGCUACGAGUUCCGGCGGGAGCGUUUCACCGUGCACCGCACACACCUCUACUUCCUGCACUACGAGUACGAGCCCAGCGCUGACAACACCGACGUCACACUGGUGGCCCAGCUCUCCAUGGACAGGCUCCAGAUGCUGGAGGCCAUCUGUAAGCACUGGGAGGGCCCCAUCAGUCUGGCUCUCUACCUGUCGGACGCUGAGGCCCAGCAGUUCCUGCGCUACGCCCAGGGCUCCGAGGUGCUGAUGAGCAGGAGCAACGUGGGCUACCACAUCGUCUACAAGGAGGGCCAGUUCUACCCCGUCAACCUGCUGCGCAACGUGGCCAUGAGGCAGGUCAACACGCCCUACAUGUUCCUGUCCGACAUCGACUUCCUGCCCAUGUACGGCCUGUACGAGUAUCUCAGGAAGUCUGUGGUGCAGUUGGACAUGGCCAGCACCAAGAAGGCUCUAGUGGUGCCGGCGUUCGAGACGCUCCGCUACCGUCUGUCUUACCCCAAAUCCAAAGCUGAGCUUCUGUCCCAGCUGGACAUGGGCACUCUCUUCACCUUCAGGUAUCAUGUCUGGAUGAAAGGCCACGCCCCCACCAACUUUGCCAAAUGGCGGACGGCCACCACGCCCUAUCGCGUGCAGUGGGAGGCGGACUUUGAGCCGUACGUGAUGGUGAGGAGGGACUCCCCGGAGUAUGACCGACGAUUCGUGGGCUUCGGCUGGAACAAGGUGGCCCACAUCAUGGAGCUGGACGCCCAGGAGUAUGAGUUUGUGGUUCUGCCCAACGCCUACAUGAUCCACAUGCCGCAUGCGCCCAGUUUCGACAUCACCAAGUUCCGCUCUAAUGAACAGUACCGCGUCUGCCUCAAGACGCUCAAGGAGGAGUUCCAGCAGAACAUGUCUCGUCGCUACGGCUUCGCUGCACUCAAGUACAUGACGGCCGAGAACAACAGCUAGCUCUACCCAUCCAUCCAGCUGAUACACACAGACACACACACACACUCACACACACACACACACAUACACACACACACACACAUACACACAGACACACACACGCACACACACACACACACACACACACACACACACACAUACUCCAAGACACUCAAACUCAAGAACUGCACCCUUUUGUGCCACCCAAGUAUCCCAACAACAGACAAAGGGAUGCCAUGUUUCAGACUGCAGACAAUUCCGAAAGUGAAAAGAAGACUUUUUUCCAACCAGUGGGCUUGCCCUCAAGGCCGUUGUGAACAUGGACACGAUAUGGUUCCAGUUAUGUCAAUGACCUGUUGACCUUUUGACCCCUUUUUGUUUCCUUUCUAAAUGUAAUGAAAAUCGCAAGGAAUGGCUGGCCCAAUCCUCACCCAUCAUGCAUUUCAGCCCCUUCAGAAUGAACAAAAACUCAACAUGCAGAACAAAACAAAACUGCCCUCCUGAGUUUAACUCCAGUUUGGGUUGUCAGGGUCAGUUGGCUGCAGUAACAACUUGGAAAUAAAUUCCUUUUUUUUUACCCAAUUGGACUCAAGCGCUGAAAGACUAAACUCUCUUUCAGUAUCUCAAGCUUUCAAAAAUGAAAUUCUGACAAGUCAACAAAAUGAAGAGAGAAGGGCAAGCCCCCACUGGAUCUCGACCAAUCACAAGUAAACUGGACCAGUGAUAUUGUCAGCCUGAGGCCACUCAUUGGCCGACACUAUUAUUGUGUGUGAUACAACUGUGCCAAAUGGCUACUUUGCCAUGUUUUUCACAAAUGAACAGUGUUUGCUUUGCGGCUGGUAUUUUUCGGUAUUAAUACCGAAGAAAGACAAAGGGAUUGUUUUAGUCUUACAAAUUCUUUCUUUUUUUAAAAAAAAAAAAAUACCAUCCAUUGUAUAAUGCUGUUAAGUACUGUGAAGAUGAAGAAGAUAGUAGUGGAUUUUCCAUGGGGCUGCAAGCAGCUUCAGUGGUCUUCAGAAAUUUGAGUCAGAAAAAAUGUUGAA
Messenger RNA from Alosa sapidissima (American shad), 4865 nucleotides. Its product is annotated as LARGE xylosyl- and glucuronyltransferase 1-like. The transcript has 16 exons. Bases 1573 to 3843 code for a protein of 756 amino acids. The record is from RefSeq and is a predicted model, not a curated record. NCBI's taxonomy places the organism in Eukaryota, Metazoa, Chordata, Actinopteri, Clupeiformes, Clupeidae. Gene Ontology annotation, molecular function: glucuronosyltransferase activity; xylosyltransferase activity. Gene Ontology annotation, biological process: protein O-linked glycosylation via mannose.